GAUCUGGGUUUUUGUUCUUGAUUAGUAAAAUAACAAAAGGGGGUUUUUCAGAAAUGGCUGCGAGCGAUGAAGUUAAUCUUAUUGAGAGCAGAACAGUGGUUCCUCUCAAUACAUGGGUUCUAAUAUCCAACUUCAAAGUAGCCUACAAUAUCCUGCGUCGUCCCGAUGGAACCUUUAACCGACACUUAGCUGAGUAUCUAGACCGUAAAGUCACUGCAAACGCCAAUCCUGUGGAUGGGGUGUUCUCGUUCGAUGUCUUGAUUGAUCGCAGGAUCAAUCUUCUAAGUAGAGUCUAUAGACCAGCUUAUGCAGAUCAAGAGCAACCUCCUAGUGUUUUAGAUCUCGAGAAGCCUGUUGAUGGCGACAUUGUCCCUGUUAUAUUGUUCUUCCAUGGAGGUAGCUUUGCUCAUUCUUCUGCAAACAGUGCCAUCUACGAUACUCUUUGUCGCAGGCUUGUUGGUUUGUGCAAGUGUGUUGUUGUCUCUGUGAACUAUCGGCGAGCACCCGAGAAUCCAUACCCUUGUGCUUACGAUGAUGGUUGGAUUGCUCUUAAUUGGGUUAACUCAAGAGCUUGGCUUAAAUCCAAGAAAGACUCAAAGGUUCAUAUUUUCCUGGCGGGGGAUAGCUCGGGAGGUAACAUUGCGCAUAAUGUAGCACUAAAAGCGGGUGAAUCAGGAAUCAAUGUUUUGGGGAACAUUCUGCUGAAUCCUAUGUUUGGGGGGAAUGAGAGGACGGAGUCUGAGAAAAGUUUGGAUGGGAAAUACUUUGUGACAGUUAGAGACCGUGAUUGGUAUUGGAAAGCUUUUCUACCUGAGGGAGAAGAUAGAGAGCAUCCAGCGUGUAAUCCGUUUAGCCCAAGAGCGAAAAGCUUAGAAGGAUUGAGUUUCCCCAAGAGUCUUGUGGUUGUCGCAGGUUUGGAUUUGAUUCGAGAUUGGCAGUUGGCUUACGCGGAAGGGCUCAAGAAAGCGGGUCAAGAGGUUAAGCUUAUGCAUUUAGAGAAAGCAACUGUUGGGUUUUACCUCUUGCCUAAUAACAAUCAUUUCCAUAAUGUUAUGGAUGAGAUUUCUGCGUUUGUAAACGCGGAAUGUUAACGAACGUUAACAAGGUGUUUAGAGAAAGAAGGUUGUUUUAACAGAGCCAAGAAAUCUUUCAAACUAACAAACAGGUGAAUGUAUUGCCUGUGGAUUCUCUCGGUUAGUUUUGUUUUUGUGUUUAGUAUCUAAGUGUGUGGAGGUUUGCGGCAGCCUUUGUGAUGACUGUUUAAACGCUGGAUUCUGAAACGCUAAAGCUUGUGGAAGAAUAGUGAGGCGUUUAGAGACUUGGAAAGGAACAAAGCAGUAGUAAAAAUUUCUCCUUUUU
Arabidopsis arenosa is the source of this 1359-nucleotide messenger RNA. The record is from the annotation of a GenBank genome assembly. Lineage: Eukaryota; Viridiplantae; Streptophyta; Magnoliopsida; Brassicales; Brassicaceae.